CCUGAAGCGAACAAAGGGAUUCAAGUGGACUGUAAAUAUCGACCAUGCAACCUCGAGAAUCUUAGAAAUGAUAUAUUUGCCGUGUUCAAGACACCUGCUUUGGAAAAUCCGGCCGUGGUAUUUAACAUCAUGAAUGAUGGGGAUAGAUAUUCGCCUAGGAACGAUGUUUCAUUUCGGGAGAUAUUGCGGUUGCUAAUAUCAAAGAGUAGCCUUAAGUUCACUGUGUUCAUUGAAACUCCUUCAAAGCCAUUCAACGAAUGGACAUUCCCAAAAGUGUGA
Ambispora leptoticha is the source of this 279-nucleotide messenger RNA. The record is from the annotation of a GenBank genome assembly. Lineage: Eukaryota; Fungi; Glomeromycota; Glomeromycetes; Archaeosporales; Ambisporaceae.